CUGAGAGAGAGAGAGAGAGAGAGAGAGAGAAGAGAAAGUCUUCUCUUAUCAAGAAAAAGCAAAGUUUUCCGGGUAGUGGGUCUGAAAAACGUUUGUGUCUUUAGAGAGAUUUUUGGGAUUGGGAUUGGUGGUGGGAAGAGAAGAUUAUUGGGGGGUCUGUGAAUUUUUUUUGGGGAUGGCAACGUUUGGAGGGACAACCCAGAAGUGCAAAGCAUGUGAGAAGACAGUAUACUUGGUUGAUCAGCUCACUGCUGACAACAAAGUCUACCACAAGGCCUGCUUCAGAUGCCACCACUGCAAGGGCACCCUCAAGCUUAGUAAUUACUCCUCUUUUGAGGGUGUUUUGUAUUGCAAGCCUCACUUUGAUCAGCUAUUUAAGAUGACUGGGAGCUUGGAUAAAAGUUUUGAAGGUAUACCAAAAACUGUUCGAGAAAGAUCCGAUCAGACCAACAGUAAAGUUUCGAGCUUAUUUGCUGGGACUCAAGACAAGUGUGUUGCUUGCAAGAAAACAGUUUACCCCAUCGAAAAGGUGGCAGUUGACGGCACAUCAUACCAUAAGCCUUGUUUCCGGUGCACUCAUGGAGGCUGUGUGAUCAGUCCAUCAAACUAUGUAGCUCACGAGCAUCGUCUCUACUGUAGGCAUCACCAUAGCCAACUCUUCAAGGAGAAGGGAAACUUCAGCCAGCUUAGCAAGCACGAAGAAGUGAAAGAGGUGACUGAGAACACAGACGCAGAGGUUUAGUAAUUCGAUCAAAACUUCCAUGCUAAAACUGAUCACUCCCAGACCAGAGUUUCUAAGCAAGAGUACGAUGCAACUGUUGUAGCUUGUACAAGAAGAGCUAUUCGGGUUCCUUUUUUUUUUCUUUCUAUUUCUAUGUAAUGUGUUGCACUUUCAGGUACAAAAAUUUGUUUUGCACUUUCUUGCAAAUUUUUGAGUGUGAGUUUGAAUGGAUGAUAUACCGCAAGUUAAUGCGUAAUUUUCAAAUAAAAUACUAUUGGUUGAAAUUGUCA
Molecule: messenger RNA, 1011 nt
Organism: Pyrus x bretschneideri (Chinese white pear)
Lineage: Eukaryota; Viridiplantae; Streptophyta; Magnoliopsida; Rosales; Rosaceae
Product: LIM domain-containing protein WLIM1-like
Exons: 5
Coding region: 176-742 (188 amino acids)
Biological process (GO): actin filament bundle assembly
Cellular component (GO): actin cytoskeleton; plasma membrane
Molecular function (GO): actin filament binding
Source: RefSeq, a predicted model, not a curated record